Messenger RNA from Dentiscutata erythropus, 133 nucleotides. The record is from the annotation of a GenBank genome assembly. NCBI's taxonomy places the organism in Eukaryota, Fungi, Glomeromycota, Glomeromycetes, Diversisporales, Gigasporaceae.
UUUUGUAAACCCAUUUGCGUUAUUUGAAUCAAAAAUUUAUGACACAAAUAUCAAAAAAAAUUUCGAGCUUACAGAGAAAAAAUACCUUCGAGUGGGAAAGAUAUCCUUUGCUUCUUCAUUUGCUAACACUUAG